Messenger RNA from Lycium ferocissimum, 925 nucleotides. RefSeq names its product protein CRABS CLAW-like. Lineage: Eukaryota; Viridiplantae; Streptophyta; Magnoliopsida; Solanales; Solanaceae. The record is from RefSeq and is a predicted model, not a curated record. Gene Ontology annotation, cellular component: nucleus. The coding region runs from base 162 to 707 and encodes 181 amino acids. Gene Ontology annotation, biological process: cell fate commitment; multicellular organism development; floral meristem determinacy. The transcript has 7 exons.
CUUCAAAUCUUGGAUCGGCCUUCGGGAGGAAGUAAUACUCCAAAAGCAUCCAGCUGGAAUUACAAACCCCAAAACGCUAGAUUUUUCCUUCUUGCUUAUACUCAUCUUUGAACUAUAUAUACACAUUCUUCAAAGUCCAAAACAUAUAUUCCACUUAUUAUAUGUCUUCCUCUUCUUCUAAUUCUGGUAGCUCUUGCCUCAAUUUAUUGGAAGCUGCUGAUCAUAAAACCUCCAUGGAUUUGGCUCAAUCUUCUGAACAUCUUUGCUACGUCCGUUGCAGCUUCUGCAACACUAUUCUUGCGGUGGGAAUUCCAUGCAAGAAGCUGUUGGAUACAGUGACAGUGAAAUGUGGGCAUUGUGGUAAUCUUUCCUUUUUAAGCAGUAGACCUCCACUUCAACCCCAAUGUUUUGAUCACCAAUCCACUCUUCAGCAUCAAGAUUUCUUCAGCAAUUUCAAGAAGGGCCAGUCUUCAUCUUCAAGUGAACCAUCAUCUCCAAAGGCACCUUUUGUUGUAAAACCUCCUGAGAAGAAGCACAGGCUACCAUCCGCCUACAAUCGGUUCAUGAAAGAAGAGAUACAACGUAUUAAAGCAGCACAUCCAGAGAUUCCACACCGAGAAGCUUUCAGUGCAGCAGCUAAAAAUUGGGCGAGGUACAUUCCUAAUACUCCAAACGGGACCUUGGCUGACAGCAGCAAUAAUGCUUAGGCAUUGGAGGAGUGAAGCAAAAUUUGGGAUCUACGGAGAGAUACUAUGAGUCUGCUUGGAAGAAAUUAAUUAAUAUUAGGAUGGUUGACUUCAAUUUGUUUGUCUUGUUCUCAACCUUUUAAAUUACUUUGGUACUCUAUAUUAUCACGGAGGAUUAGUCUCUUCUUAUUUGCUAGUUUAAACUUCUGUAGUAAAAAUGAAAGAAUCUUAUGAUAUAU